Molecule: messenger RNA, 2058 nt
Organism: Microdochium trichocladiopsis
Lineage: Eukaryota; Fungi; Ascomycota; Sordariomycetes; Xylariales; Microdochiaceae
Exons: 3
Coding region: 4-1875 (623 amino acids)
Biological process (GO): DNA-templated transcription
Cellular component (GO): nucleus
Molecular function (GO): zinc ion binding; DNA binding
Source: RefSeq, a predicted model, not a curated record
CGAAUGAAGACGAAAUGCGUCCACGACGGAACGCCACCGUGCCGCGGCUGCGUCCGUAGCGACGAGGCGGACUCCUGCGCACUGACACAUACAGCGUCUGCCAGGAGGUCCAGGCCGCUGGGUCCAGGUGAUGCAAUGACGGCCACUCAGGCUGCCCAUGAUGCAGGUCAUGUCAUUGCCCGUCUUGUCGACGGACUCGAGCCAGGUGUCUUUGCCCAAUGCUUUUCCGCACUGAGGCUACAGUUUCCCGAGUUUGGGUUUCUACAUCCACAAGACUUGAGAUGGAGCAAGGACAGCAUCUCGGAGGAGGCGCAGCUUCGCAUCCUGGCCAUCAUCACAGUUGGGAGUAGGUACCUCGGCCGGCAGGAUGACUACUCCUUAGUCGUUGCCGCCGAACUUCAGCACCGCAUACUAGCACUACCAAGUCUCCUCCUCAUUCAGACUUUCCUCAUCAUGGCACUUCACGCCUGGGGAGUGGGUUCUGGCUACCAAGCAUGGAUCUAUAGCGGGAUUGCGUCCAGGAUGUCCCAAGUGUACCAGCCCCUACCGAGUAGCGUCGGCAACCAGGAUACAACCCCAGCCGGAAGCUCGCACAUGUCGGAGGUAGAGGUCAGGACAAAGUGGGGAUGCUUCAUCUUGGAUAAGCUACUGAGUUCCGGCAAGCAGCGGCCGCCAAUGAUGGAUAUCAGGGAAAUGGAGCUACGACUUCCGGCGAGCGACGAAGCAUUCGCGUUUGACAAGCAGUGUAUACCAGUCACCUACACAGACAUGUGCAAUGACGCCACACUGCGCCAGUCUCAUGGGAAACUGGAACACGGGCUGGAAAUCGUGAUACGUGGCCUUGACAUCUGGUCCAGAGUCCACUCUUGGGUAGUCAAAGGAGGGAGGAAACAGCCCGGCAUGACAGACGCCCAGAACUGCCCUUGGCAAUCGACCUCUCACUGGGCAAAGCUCAAGGCUGAGCUGAAUCAAUGGAGGGACGAGCAGGAUGACCAACUCAAGUAUCCAGAGACUGAAGUCACCACCCACGUCUUUCUUGGGCGUAACGGCGAGCUCUUUGGGUAUAUCAACCUGAUCUACUAUCUGACGACGAUAUUUCUUUGUCGCGAGUUCAUUCCGUUCCUACCACGCCCGGGAGCAGAGCCCUGUGGGCCCAUUGAUCCCCCUUUCUUCCCAGAAAGCGCCCCGGAGGGUUGGUGGAUCCGCAACGCUCAUGAGCUCUUCGACUCUGCAGCCCGCAUCACCCUCCUUGUCCAGGACAUGCACAAGGCCUCGGUUCCGCUUCACACGCCGUUCUCUGGUCUUUGUACAUUCACCUCGGCCCUGAUGAAUCUGUACGCGGCCAGUUUUCCGUCCCUCAACCGCCCUAGCGAGGAGGCCAUGCGGAGACAGCUGGUGUCGGAGAAUCUCCUCCACCUCAAUGAGAUCUGCAGGCAAUGGUCAAUAGGCCAUGAAUGGAUCCAUGUCAUAGAUAUUGCUCAUAACCUCUUUGGGCGAUUUUAUGCUGACCGGGAUUCGUUCGCGCACAAAUCGCGAGAUGAUUAUGUCCAGCUCGAGAGUUCAAUCAACCUAGCCCCAUUGAUUGGACUGUCACCAAGCAGUACCCGAGAAGAAGUGCGUUCGACGGGUCGCGCCAGUGGCGAAGCCUCGCGAAAAUCAGACGAGCGGGGAGGAAGUAGUGGGCUCCCAUCCCUACACACGGCGCAGCCCAGUGAGCUGAGGUGGCCAACUGCUGAGACAGAGGUGCCUGGGUUGGAUAACUCCAUCCUUGAAGCAGCGAGUGCAGCAGCACUGGAAGAAGACCAGUCAUAUCUUUGGAUGGUCUGGGAUGAUCCCCACCUCAUAAGAUGGGACAAUUCAGCUGGGUUCAGGUAAUGACAACCAACGGAUUAGAAAGCAUUGGUCUUAGGUUGCGAACAUUACACCGGUGUUGGAUUUCACAAAUACUUCGGUGGCUGGAUAGUUGAGCAAUGCGCUGGUCUUUGACUUAUGGGGAGUUUAUUUUCUGUGACCGCGCCAUGUUUCUUUCCACUAGACCUCGGGGAAAUUCUCAAAGCC